GUGCUUCUGAUCAUAAGUGGCAACCUGAGCUUCCUCAACUGGCUCACCAUCGUGCCCAGCAUCGCCUGCUUCGACGACGUCAGCCUGGGGUUCCUCUUCAGCUCCAGGCGAGGCGGGGUGAAGGAGCGGGUGGUGCAGAUGCAGCUCAGGGAGGCAGCCAGCGAGCAGCUUCCCCUGCGAUACGGCUGCUAUGUCCGCAGAGUGGUGAACAUCUCCUUUGGCCUCCUCAUUGCUUAUCUCAGCAUCCCGGUUGUCCUAAACCUGCUCAACUCCAGACAAGUCAUGAACACCUCGUUCAACCCUCUCAGAAUAGUGAACACCUAUGGAGCUUUCGGCAGCAUUACCAAGGAGAGGACAGAGGUUAUCCUUCAGGGGACGUCCAGCCUGGAUCCCAAUGACCCCGCUGCUGUCUGGGAGGAGUAUGACUUCAAAUGCAAGCCUGGGGACUUGAAGAGGAGGCCGUGCUUCAUCACCCCCUACCACUACCGCCUGGACUGGCUUAUGUGGUUUGCUGCCUUCCAGACCUACGAGCAGAAUGAAUGGAUCAUCCACUUGGCUGGGAAGCUGCUGGCCCAGGAAGAGGCAACCUUGUCCUUGAUGGCAACGAACCCGUUUGCUGGCAGAGCACCCCCACGGUGGAUCCGAGGGGAACACUUCAAGUACAAAUUCAGCCGCCCCGGGGGAAAGCACGCCAGCGAGGGGAGGUGGUGGAUUCGGAAGAGGAUCGGCCCUUACUUCCCUCCUGUCAACCUUCAGGGCCUGAAGAAGUUUUACGAAGACAGGAAUUGGCCAUAUCCAGUGCGGGACUGA
Molecule: messenger RNA, 810 nt
Organism: Eurypyga helias (sunbittern)
Lineage: Eukaryota; Metazoa; Chordata; Aves; Eurypygiformes; Eurypygidae
Gene: LMF1
Product: lipase maturation factor 1
Exons: 5
Biological process (GO): protein maturation
Cellular component (GO): endoplasmic reticulum membrane
Source: RefSeq, a predicted model, not a curated record